Molecule: messenger RNA, 1652 nt
Organism: Andrographis paniculata
Lineage: Eukaryota; Viridiplantae; Streptophyta; Magnoliopsida; Lamiales; Acanthaceae
Product: probable protein phosphatase 2C 76
Exons: 9
Coding region: 225-1427 (400 amino acids)
Biological process (GO): protein dephosphorylation
Cellular component (GO): cytosol; nucleus
Molecular function (GO): protein serine/threonine phosphatase activity; cation binding
Source: RefSeq, a predicted model, not a curated record
CUCCUUUGCUCGGUGGUGACAUAGACAAGCAUACACCGCUUUCUGGGCACCGCCACUUCGCAACAAAUUUCCUCUUCACCCACGCAACUCUGCUCCACUAAUCGCUGGUGGAUGGAUGGAUGGAUGGAUGAUGGAUCGGCAAUUGCUCGCUAGGGUUUCGGAAUCAUCUUCUUUUUGAUCCUGUGUUAGAUUCAGUUCUGAGAUCAAAGCAUCAUCAGCUUUAAAUGUUAUGCAACAGUUUUUUGAGGUCUGUGAGUCUUUGCUCUGGACACACUGAGGUCAGGCAGUUUAGAUACUUCUGUGGACUAUCGAAUGCAACAAGAUUCCCUACUAAUUUUUGGAACUUUAAGUUUGGAAUAAAAAGAAAGAUGAUGGUGGAUUCUGGCGCACCGGCCAAGGGAUUGACAGUUGAUGUUUUACCAGAGAAGAUUGAUGACGACAACUAUGUCGGCGGAUGCUGGAAGAGUGAAGAUGGAAGUUUAAGAUGUGGUUAUUCCAGUUUUAGAGGAAAAAGGGCAAGCAUGGAGGAUUUUUAUGACAUCAAGGCUUCCAAGAUUGAUGGACAGCCAGUCUCCCUCUUUGGCGUAUUUGACGGACAUGGUGGACCUCGCGCUGCAGAAUAUUUGAAGGAACAUCUCUUUGAGAAUCUUAUGAGGCAUCCAGAAUUCUUAACCAACACAAAAUUAGCUAUAAGUGAAACAUACCGACAGACGGACAGAGAGUUUUUGAACUCCGAAAAAGACACCUUUCGUGAUGAUGGUUCAACAGCUUCAACAGCAGUUCUUGUUGGAAAUCACCUUUAUGUUGCUAAUGUUGGAGAUUCUCGAACUAUAAUAUCAAAGGCAGGAAGAGCAAUUGCACUCUCUGAAGAUCACAAACCGAAUAGAAGUGAUGAGAGGAAGAGAAUUGAAAGUGCGGGUGGUAUUAUUAUGUGGGCAGGCACUUGGAGGGUUGGUGGCGUUUUGGCUAUGUCUCGCGCUUUCGGAAAUCGCUUGCUGAAGCAAUUUGUUGUUGCUGAGCCUGAGAUUCAGGAACAGGAGAUCGACAAAGAUCUUGAUCUGCUCGUGCUCGCCAGCGAUGGCCUUUGGGAUGUCGUCCCAAACGAGGAUGCUGUUUCGAUAGCGCAAUCAGAAGAAGAACCGGAAGCAGCUGCUCGAAAGCUGACAGAAACCGCCUUCACUCGCGGAAGCGCCGAUAACAUCACCUGCGUCGUCGUCAAGUUCUGCCACGACAAAACGAAUCCCGAAGAAAUUCAGCAGCAGCAGCCCCUUGAGGUCCCUCCCGAGCCAGAGGAAACCCAGCAGCAGACCGUCGAUGUCAACGGUAAACCUCGACUGCCCGAAAUCGAGCAUGUCGAAGCUGAAGCCGAAGCCGCUCCUCAACCCCAUAGCGAAGCAGGCGAAAGUCCACCGGGCGAAACCCGCUAAAGCGAUUGAAUUUUGCGAUGUGGGGAUGUCGACGGGACGGGACGGGACGGGACGGGAUCUGUUUUGGAUUUGUUCAUUCAUUGGUUUGUUCGAUCAUGAUGGAAUGGUCGUGAAGGUUGGUAAAUCUCAAAGGGUGGUGUAAUAUUAUUAUUAUUAUUAUUAUUAUUAUUAUGGAUGUUUGAUUGUGUUUUUGUUAUUAUUGGUAUGAUUUUUGAUUUCGUCCUA